ACCACUCAAACCGAAAGGUUCUAUCCGGCAGUUGGAAUUAAGCCAAGGCCGAUAGUCUGUAAAUGUGUAUUAAAAAAGACGAAUAAGAACCCAGCGAUGACAUCACUUCUCCGCUGGCUAUGCUCCGUGUCACUUGGCGUGACGUCACGCUCUCGGCCCGUCCGCCGUGAUAUUUAUAGAUCCCGGCCUGUGAUUGGUCGGCCGAGCUGUCAGUCAUCUGAUUGCAUCAUGCUGCUUAUAAUAAGGAGAAAGACCUGUGAGAUUUCGCAACGAGGCUUUGUGUGCAAAGUGGAAGACGCUGCGGUUAUAAAACCCUUCCGAAAUCCGACAGACCUUUUGAUGAAGAUUCGGUAAAAGCCGCAGGACCUCGACUUCUUCAGGUCACACAGCUUACAUUUCACGACGCUUUCAAAAUGAAUAUGUCUCCAUCUUCAUCAGAUGAUAACUUAAGUACUUCUCAGCUUAGUAGCCCUCCAACGCCACAACUUGUGCCAGAAGGCGGUGGGAAAUCUACUCCUCCAAGUAAAAGCAAGAAAGGACAGCGGAUGGAUCGUGGUAGCGAAGAGUACCGUAUGCGCCGGGAACGCAACAACAUAGCCGUGAAGAAAAGUAGAUUAAAAAGCAAGCAAAAAGCCCAAGAUACACUGCAACGGGUCAAUCAGUUAAAGGAGGAGAAUGAGAGGCUGGAGGCAAAGAUUAAGCUGUUAACGAAAGAGUUAAGUGUAUUGAAGGACCUUUUCCUAGAGCAUGCACACAACUUGGCAGAAAGUGUACCACCAGAGACUUCUGCAGCUGGACCGGAGCAAGCCGCACCGUAAUUUGUAGUACAUUUUAUAAUAUUUUGGUGGCAGAAGGCAAAAUAGACUUUGGGACAAAGAAAAAGUUUGACAAUUUUUCAUGGAUGAUGUAAAAAAAAAAAAAAAUAGUGCUGGUUUGUUCAACUUGUAUACACUUUAGGUGAAUAGAACUUCAAAAAGUUCAAAAAGUUAUAAUAUUCCAGUUAUUUUCAUUUUAAUUAUUCAAAAAAGUUAUGUUACAAUCUAUUUUGAAUUAUUAUUUUAGCCUCUGUUCACAUCUGGCUGUCACAGUUUCCAUCAGAUUUCAUAGGAAAAGACAGGAUAAACGGGGCUGCGUUUAGCACUAUGAGGCGAUGGAACAUGACAGGCCCCAUUGUCAUCCAUUGGGCGCCGUUAGGAUGAGUGUCUUGACCGAUCAAUCACUGUGCAUCGUAAACUAAGGCUAUGUUCACUUCUACCUUGUGGUUUCUGAGUUUGACAGCUGCUAGUUUAAAGGGGUACUCCCUUUAUCCCCCUAUGCAAGUGAUAGGGUAUAAGAUGUCUGAUCACGGAGGACCCCCAUGAUCUCUGCUACGGCACCCCAGACAACUUGUGUAGGGAGCGAACUUUGCUCCGUGCCGGAUGACUGGCGAUGCGGGUCUGAGGCUCGUUAUGUCACGGCCACGCCCAGCUCGUGAUGUCACGGCCACGCCCCCUCAAUGCAAGUCUAUGGGAGGGGCGUGACGGAUGUCACGCCCCUCCCAUAGACUUGCAUUGAGGGGGCGUGGCCUUGAUGUCAGGAGCGGGCUUGGCCGUGACGUCACGAGCCUCUGGCGCUGCACCAGACGCUCUAAGCGAACAUCGGGCGCAGCAGGGAUAUCGUCCCAUCGACGGGACCCCCGUGAUCAGACAUCUUAUCCUCUAUCCUUUUGGAUAGGGGAUAAGAUGUCUAUGGGCGGAGUACCCCUUUAACAUUGCCGUGGCAAACACAAUGUUACAUUCUGAUAUAACAAAAACAACAACUUUGUGAUAGAAUAUGUUGAAAUUUUAAAUCUGUUUGUUUUUAUGUCCAGAACUCUUAUUCUGUGUUUUACGGUAACAGGCAGUGAACUUAGGGUUUGUGGUGUAAUGUUACAGUCAUGUGCUUCCUCCAUUUUUGUUCUGUACUUGAUGCUACUGUACAUAUACAGUAUGUUAUUCAGAAGUAUAGGACAAAUAGAAAUAAACUAAAUUACAGAAUCAGACCUGCUGCCUGUUACCCUUAAAAUUAAUUUUUUAAAUUAGUUGCUUAUUUUAUUUAUAAAAAAAAUUUCAUAUGCACUUAGAGAAUGAAAAAAAUAAAGGUUUGAAGGCGGUUUUAGCUGUUCUAUGGAAAUGAGGUGUUAAGAUUUUUACUACUGUUUUAGAGUGUGCUGUACAAAAAAAAUAUCUUGCUAAAACUAAGGGCUCCUUCUCACGUGAAUGGUUAAAUCUGUUCUCGUUAGAAAAGUACAUUUUUAUAGUCCGGCACAAGAGCUGAUUCUCAUGAAGGUUGAAUUGUGAUAUAUUUGUGAAGUUUGGGGGCAAAAGUGUUUGAGGAUUUGAGGUUUCCUUCUUCCUAAAUAAAGCGCUAAGAACAAGGCCUGAGCAUUCUAGCUUGGGCAGUUCAGCUUUUUACUUAAAGGGGUACUCCGCCCCUGGCAUCUUAUCCCCUAUCCAAAGGAUAAUAUAAGAUGUCGUAUCGCCGGGGUCCCGCUGCUGGGGACCCCGGGGAUCGGCGCUGCG
Messenger RNA from Hyla sarda, 2540 nucleotides. RefSeq names its product CCAAT enhancer binding protein gamma (gene CEBPG). The coding region runs from base 414 to 818 and encodes 134 amino acids. Gene Ontology annotation, biological process: regulation of transcription by RNA polymerase II; DNA-templated transcription. Gene Ontology annotation, molecular function: DNA-binding transcription factor activity, RNA polymerase II-specific; RNA polymerase II cis-regulatory region sequence-specific DNA binding. NCBI's taxonomy places the organism in Eukaryota, Metazoa, Chordata, Amphibia, Anura, Hylidae. The transcript is spliced from 2 exons. The record is from RefSeq and is a predicted model, not a curated record.